This is a messenger RNA of Sphenostylis stenocarpa, 186 nucleotides long. NCBI's taxonomy places the organism in Eukaryota, Viridiplantae, Streptophyta, Magnoliopsida, Fabales, Fabaceae. The record is from the annotation of a GenBank genome assembly.
AUGGCAGUUUCCAGGGUGGUUCUCUUUCUUGGUCUCCUUUUGGCAGCCCUCAUGGCAGUGGCUUCCUCACAAUCCACUGCUCCGGCUCCUGCCCCAACAAGCGAUGGCACCUCACUUGACCAAGCUGUGGCUUUCCAGUAUCAUACUGUAGUAGACCUGGCUGCGGUAGCAACAUCAAGCGAAUGA